This is a messenger RNA of Tribolium castaneum (red flour beetle), 1395 nucleotides long. Its product is annotated as gastrula zinc finger protein XlCGF49.1. NCBI's taxonomy places the organism in Eukaryota, Metazoa, Arthropoda, Insecta, Coleoptera, Tenebrionidae. The transcript has 2 exons. Gene Ontology annotation, cellular component: nucleus. The record is from RefSeq and is a predicted model, not a curated record. The coding region runs from base 588 to 1205 and encodes 205 amino acids. Gene Ontology annotation, biological process: regulation of gene expression.
AAAUAUUUUUGCUGAUAUUGAGAGACGAUGUAGGACUUGCCUCGGUAUUUGUGCCGAAUUUAACGCGCUUUCGAAGUCUGUACAAGUCGGCGAGAGGAGUUUAACACUCAUUGAGAUAAUUCAGGAUUGUGCUUCAGUACAGAUAUCUGAACAAGACGAGUUUCCUCAAAGGAUAUGCGAAAAUUGCAAAGAUGCGGCAAUUAAAUCGCACUUAUUUAAAACUCAGUGUGAAACAUCUGAUAAAUAUUUACAAACACUUGUGCAAAAAAUCACGUCGAAAAAAACGCCCCCAACUGUUGAACCAUCAAACACCGAGACAAUAAAAAUCGAAAUAGAAAAAAACUUCAAAACAAAACACUCGUGUCACAGCUGUGACGAAACCUUCGCCUCAAAAAAAUCCCUCUCAAACCAUCUCAAAACGCACAACCGAGGCGACACCACCACACCCCGCACUUGCCCCAUCUGCUCCAAAGUCUUCCAGUACCGCACCAGUAUGCUCAAACACAAAAAACGCCACACUGCGCCCCCCAAAACUUGCACCUUUUUGCCCCUUUGAGCCCAGCAGCCCUAGCAACCUCUCCAAACAUAUGGAACAAACACACUCGCAUUUAAAAUCGUUCAAGUGUUCCCUCUGCUCGAAAUCCUUCUUCAAGAAGGCCAACCUGCGCCUGCACGUGCAAGUGCACUCGGGGGUGAAGAAGCACACGUGCGAGAUCUGCGGCAUGUCUUUUGUGCUGCGGGGCAACUUGUCAGUGCACCGAAGACUCCACACGGGCGAGAGGCCCUACACGUGUUCCACGUGCGGUCGGGGGUUCACACAGCAAUCGGCGUUGCGGUCGCACGAAGCGGGGCAUUCAGACCGGAAGGAUUUUGUGUGCCCCGAGUGUGGGGCCGCGUUUAGUCGAAAGGGGGCCUUGCGGAAUCACAGGAAGAGGCACUCGGGGGCGAGGCCGUUUGAGUGCUCGGUUUGUGCGAAGAAAUUUACGUUCAGUUCGGAGAGGAAGAGGCACAUGUUGAUACACACAGGGGAUAAGAAUUUUGAGUGUGAAGUGUGCGGGAGGCGGUUCACAAGGGGGACGAACUUGCGGGUGCAUAAGCGGAUACACACGGGGGAGACGCCCCAUGUGUGUGAGGUGUGCGGGAAGGGAUUCAUACAAGCGCAUUGUUUGAGGACGCAUAUGAACACGCAUUCAGGGGGGCAGUGAUUAAUUUAUUAGUAAAAUAAAGGAUCAAACUUUGAAUUUUAUGCAACCAGUUAUACACGGUUUGCACCUGUCAUCAAAUCAAAUUCAAGCGCAUUGUUUUUGUACUCAUCGUACUAAAGUUUUAUUUUCCAAAUAGUAAUUGGAACGAUUUUUAUUAUAAUAUCACAAUUAAAAUUUAAAAUGGAAUUUU